AUGGCAAAAGACGAGAAGACAAUCUUUUUGUUUGAUGUGGACGGAACGCUUUCGGAAUCAAGGGCUCAGAUGACUGAGAAAAUGAAGAAGAUGGUAAGGAAACUUAAGAAGAAGGUUUGCCUGGGGUUUGUGGGGGGAUCAGACCUUGAAAAGCAAAAGGAGCAAAUUGGAGACGAUCUUCUUGAGCUAUUUGAUUAUGGAUUUCCAGAAAACGGUCUCAGCUUCUACAAGAAAGGGGCUCUGGAGUCUCAGGAAAAGAUAAUCGAUGUCCUUGGGGAGAAAUUUUACAAAGAGUUUGUCAACUUUGUCCUAGAGUAUCUUAGCAAGCUGGAAAUUCCCAUAAAAAGGGGUAACUUCAUUGAAUAUAGGAACUCCAUGAUUAACAUAAGCCCGAUAGGAAGGAAUUGCAGUAGGGAGGAGCGCAAGGAGUUUUUUGAGAUUGAUAAGAAGGAGAAAUUCCGAGAAAAGAUGGUUGCAGCCAUGAGGGAAAAAUUCAAAGGUAGCUGUAUGGUGUUCUCGAUUGGAGGACAGAUAUCAAUUGACUGCUUCCCAAAGGGCUGGGACAAGACAUACUGUCUGAGGCACAUAAAGAAGGAGGGAAUUGAGAAUGUGUAUUUCUUCGGGGAUAUGACCCAAGAGGGAGGAAACGACUACGAAAUCUACAUCCAUAAGGAUGUCCAUGGAAUAACCGUCAAAAACCCCGACGACACCUAUGAGAAGGUGAGGCAGAAGCUGAAAGAUCUGGGGCUUGGGGAUAUAGACGAGGAUUAA
This is a messenger RNA of Encephalitozoon intestinalis ATCC 50506, 771 nucleotides long. RefSeq names its product phosphomannomutase. The transcript has a single exon. Gene Ontology annotation, biological process: mannose metabolic process; GDP-mannose biosynthetic process; protein N-linked glycosylation. NCBI's taxonomy places the organism in Eukaryota, Fungi, Microsporidia, Unikaryonidae. The record is from RefSeq and is a predicted model, not a curated record. The coding region runs from base 1 to 771 and encodes 256 amino acids. Gene Ontology annotation, cellular component: cytosol. Gene Ontology annotation, molecular function: phosphomannomutase activity.